Molecule: messenger RNA, 1050 nt
Organism: Melitaea cinxia (Glanville fritillary)
Lineage: Eukaryota; Metazoa; Arthropoda; Insecta; Lepidoptera; Nymphalidae
Exons: 1
Coding region: 1-1050 (349 amino acids)
Source: RefSeq, a predicted model, not a curated record
AUGAGUUCUUGUAGUGCGUGUAGCCAAUUAAUUAGCGUCACUGAAAGGUUGACAUGUUCUCAUUGCUCGCGCAACUAUCACUAUACAUGCGUGAAUUAUAAUAAAGAAAACUUCUCUAAAAUAACAACGAGGGCGAAAUCUUCCUGGAAGUGUCCUGAAUGCAAGCAACCGCGCAGAAAUGGCGAUAACAGUGAAACGCCAGUAAAGGAAGUUCUUGAAAAUGUUUCGGAAAUAGACCACGUUCCAAGUGCCUCAUCAUCAUUUCACAUUUUUGAUGAACGUUUGGCUCAGUUUGAAGUUUCUAUGUUUGCAAAAAUAGACAAACUAAUAGCUGAUUCAAUCGGUAAACGUUUUAAGGAGGAUUUUGAAAGCUUACGUAAAGAUAUGAAAUUAAUUUCUGAGCUGACUAAAUCAGUAGAAUUUAUGUCUUCCAAGUUUGAUGAGAUUAACAAAGAACUUUCAGAACUCCGGUCUGAAACAAUUGGACUGCGAGCUGAAAAUGCACAUCUUCGUGAAAAUGUCAUCGAGCUUAACACUAAAAUGUCUCUAAUGGAACAACGUGCACGAGAAAGCAAUAUUGAAGUACAUUGUAUCCCUGAACAUUCGAAUGAGAACUUGGUUAAUUCAAUACUACAGCUCACUAAAGUGGUCGGGUGUCCUAUUGAAGAGAGAGAGAUAUUAGCCUGUUCAAGGGUAUCAAGAAUCAACACAAAGUCUACUAGACCUAGAUCAACUAUUGUGAAACUAGCCUCACCAAGGGCUCGAGAUAGUGUGCUUGCUGCUUAUUACAAGUACAACAAACUUAAUCCAUCUAAUAAGUUAAGUAGUUCUGAUCUGGGUAUUGGGGGUGACAAACAACCAAUUUAUCUUAUGGAGCACCUGUCACCGAACAACCGUGCACUGCACGCCCAAGCUCGCAUAUUUAAAAAGGACAACCAGUACAAAUACGUUUGGGUUCGUAAUGGACGAGUAAUGUUAAGGAAAGACGAUUCGUCGGCAGCGGUGUGGGUAAAAAAUACCGAAACUCUGAAAAACUUAAUUAAUAAGUAG